AGGGGCUAUCUCACAGAGUUGUUUCCAAAGGACAGAGAAGAGGGGAAAGCAACAGUAUUCACAGGGAGCCCAGAGGAGACCGACCUGCGCGAUUCUUUUUGGAAAGAAAACGCCGAGGACCAUCUAUUAUACUGAUAUAUUCUACUAUUCGAUAGAGCUGUAUUACACACGACCGCAAGGAUACUCUGUCCUUGGGGUGUAUCGUCGCUGAGUGAAGAGAGCGCGCAGAGGCUGCGGCUGGACAGAGGCGCGGUGGAAGCUGGGAGCGCGAGCCGCUGUGGGGCUGAUGUGCGCGGCCUGUCUCUCAGCAGCGGCCCGCUAUGGCGGAGACCAAGAUCAUCUAUCACCUCGACGAGCAGGACACUCCCUACCUCAUCAAACUACCCAUUCCCGCUGAAAGCGUCACGCUCGUCGACUUCAAAAAUGUCCUCAAUAAACCCAACUACAAAUUUUUCUUCAAAUCCAUGGACGAUGAUUUCGGGGUGGUGAAGGAGGAGAUAUCUGAUGACAAUGCCAAACUACCGUGUUUCAAUGGACGUGUUGUGUCAUGGCUGGUGUCUGCAGACGGCUCUCAUGGCUCUGAUGGCGGUUCAGUGUGCGCAGACUCUCAGGCCGAUCUGCCGCCCCCGCUGGAGAGGACAGGAGGCAUCGGAGACUCCAGACCCCCUUCCUUCCAUGCGAAUGCCGUGGGAAGUCAGGAUGACCUGGGCAAUGAUACCGAGCCUGAGGUGGGUCCAUCGCUGAGAAGAGACCGAGAGCGAGAGAGAGUCAGAGACAGAGACCGAGAGAGGGAGAGAGAGAGGCCUCGUAGGAAAGAUACACAUGACCAUGGAGGCCGGUUGAACGGUCACUCGCGGCCGGAGCGCAGGCCGGAGAUCGCCGGCUACGAGAGCUCGUCCACACUGAUGAGCAGUGAGCUGGACACCACCAGCUUCUUCGACUCAGAGGAGGAGGACUCUACUAGCAGGUUCAGCAGCUCUACGGAGCAGAGCACAUCGUCACGUCUCGUGAGACGCCAUCGCCGCCGCAGACGGAAACCCAAAGCACCCAGAAUGGAGAAGUCCUCGUCGUUCAGCAGUAUAACUGACUCCACCAUGUCUCUGAACAUCAUAACUGUCACAUUAAACAUGGAGAAGUAUAAUUUUCUGGGCAUCAGUAUAGUCGGGCAGAGUAAUGAGAGGGGCGAUGGAGGAAUCUACAUCGGCUCCAUCAUGAAGGGCGGUGCGGUGGCUGCUGACGGACGCAUUGAGCCUGGUGACAUGCUUCUGCAGGUGAACGAUAUCAACUUUGAGAACAUGAGUAAUGAUGACGCAGUGAGGGUGCUACGAGAGAUUGUCCAUAAACCUGGACCCAUCACACUGACUGUGGCCAAAUGUUGGGAUCCAAACCCUCGUAGCUGUUUCACCCUCCCACGAAGUGAGCCGAUCCGUCCCAUAGACCCUGCUGCCUGGGUGUCUCACACUGCCGCUAUGACGGGGGCGUACCCAGUGUACGGUAUGAGCCCUUCCAUGAGCACAAUCACCUCCACUAGCUCCUCCAUCACAAGCUCCAUUCCAGAGACUGAGCGGUUCGAGGAUUUCCAUCUGUCCAUCCAUAGCGACAUGGCAGCAGUAGCCAAAGCAAUGGCAUCUCCAGAGUCAGGCCUGGAGGUGCGGGACAGAAUGUGGCUAAAGAUCACCAUCCCCAAUGCCUUCAUAGGUUCAGAUGUGGUGGAUUGGAUCUAUCAUCACGUCGAGGGCUUUACUGAUAGACGGGAGGCACGCAAAUACACCAGCAACCUGCUAAAAGCUGGCUACAUACGGCACACUGUCAACAAGAUCACCUUCUCUGAACAGUGCUAUUACAUCUUUGGUGACCUGUGCGGCAAUAUGGCAAGUCUCACCUUGCAUGACCAUGAUGGUUCUAGUGGGGCAUCUGACCAGGACACUCUGGCUCCGUUGCCUCACCCUGGUGUAGCUCCCUGGCCGCUCACGUUCCCUUAUCAGUACCCGAUCCCUCACCCGUACAAUCCCCACCCUGUGCACGACCCCAGCUACAGCUUCACUGCAGGGGGCGGCAGCGCUGGCAGCCCACACAGCGAAGGCAGUCGAAGCAGUGGCUCGAAUCGAAGCGGCAGUAAAAACGACGCAAACGCAGCGGCUGGAACGCAAGAGUCUGGAGGCCGAUCCGGCAGUGGCAGCGAGUCCGAGAAAAGAGAGAAGGCUCCCAGCGAGCGCUCUGCGGCGCCCCCUAGCGAACACAGCGUGCGUAGCUCACACACCAUCCGGAGCGUCCAGAGCCUGGUGUGUGGAGCGCCCGGCCUCCCUCCACAGCCACAGACACAGCCACUCGUUACAGCAGCGCCGGGCUCUCCUCCAGACCGAGACCUGGCCUCAGUGCCGCCCGAACUCACAGCCUCGCGCCAGUCUUUCCGCAUGGCCAUGGGGAACCCCAGUGAGUUCUUCGUCGACGUCAUGUGAUGUUCUUCAGGUGACCCCGAGGGUCGACUCACAUGCUCAAGGCACUGUGAAAUCAAGAAAAAAAGAUGAGGAGGAAGACAAGAAAGAAAUGCAUUAACAUUUUAGUGGCUGAGUGUCCCUCCAAAUGUCCCUCCUGUGUCCUGUGGCUUGCACUUUCUUCAGUGAAGAAGACUGGAACAGAUCACGUAUCCCAUCAUGCCCUUUAAGGAGACUCGAUGCAGUGAUGAAGGUGAAUGCUUGCUGGUUUUUGUGUACUUUUUAUGUACUUUAGCUGCAUUUUUUAAUAUUUUGUCCUCUGACUGGUUUAUUAACCUCAAGAUAUGUUUUUCAAUCAAAUAUGAACUAAAUUAAGCAGGAGAGAAAAGCAUGAAAUGAGAAGAAAGUGGGGAUAUCUUUUACUUCUAAAUCAUCUCUUGCUUUUUAAGGAUGAACAAAUCAUUUUUAAUGAUUUUUUAAAAAGACAAACGCUAUCAAAAGAUAGAAUCUUUGGCAAUUAUUUUAUAUUUAUGGCUUUAAUUUUCUGCUAAGAAUGGUGGAGAGU
Molecule: messenger RNA, 3000 nt
Organism: Sinocyclocheilus grahami
Lineage: Eukaryota; Metazoa; Chordata; Actinopteri; Cypriniformes; Cyprinidae
Product: segment polarity protein dishevelled homolog DVL-3
Exons: 15
Coding region: 321-2459 (712 amino acids)
Biological process (GO): intracellular signal transduction; canonical Wnt signaling pathway
Cellular component (GO): cytosol
Molecular function (GO): frizzled binding
Source: RefSeq, a predicted model, not a curated record